GAAUUUUUUACUCCGAUUAUGACAAAUCCCUAACCACAAAGAACGAGCAGUAUAAAAGUAGCACAAGAAAACCGUCGACAUUUUUUCCAGGCCCAUUUUUUCUUCAAAACAUUUUCAUCUUUAACUAACAACAUUUACAACUUUCAAAUUAACAAUGUCUUCGCUCGCCUACCCCUAUGAGGAAAACAUCUACACGCUCUACUCCAACGCCAACUGCCCCUUUGCGCAGCGCGCCCUGCCACAGGUGCCGCACAAAGUGAUCGAAAUCGAUCUCACCAACAAGCCCGACUGGUACCACCUUGUCAACCCGCAGCUCAAGGUGCCCGCCCUGCGCACGCCCUCCGGCACAAUCCUCAUUGAGUCCCUUGUUCUCUCUGAAUUCGCCGCCGAUCAAUUCCCGGACUCCCACCUGCUGCCCUCGGACGCCACCGAGCGCGCACAACUGCGCCUAUUCGUGGAGAUAUUCUCCAGCCGGAUUAUCCCCAAUAUCUUUGGCUCACUGCGCGGAACGAAUGCGAAGGAGAUUGAGGAGAAGAAGGCGGCGUUGUUGGCCGGGCUCAAGGAGGUCAAUGAUGAGCUUGUGAAGCAGUGGGAGCGCAUUGGGGGCGAUGGCGCGCUGUGGCUGGGAGACAAGGUGUCGUUGGCGGAAGUCAACACUGUGUCCUUUUAUAAUCUGCUGGUUGCUGUCGAGCACUACCGCGGGUUUGCUGUGCCUGAUACUGACGAGUUUGCUGCGUUUCACAAGUGGGCCGCAGCUUUCACUAAGCUUCCGGCGUACACUGAGUUCAGGGUUGAUGAUGACCAGGCCAUCAACAAGAUGAAGAAGUUUGUGCCCGAGGCCAACUAGUUUUUUUCUUCUUAAAUUUCCAUUGUUUCAAUUAUUAUCAUCAUCUGUAUCUAA
Messenger RNA from Kickxella alabastrina, 901 nucleotides. Its product is annotated as glutathione S-transferase. Bases 155 to 847 code for a protein of 230 amino acids. The record is from RefSeq and is a predicted model, not a curated record. The transcript is spliced from 2 exons. Gene Ontology annotation, cellular component: cytoplasm. NCBI's taxonomy places the organism in Eukaryota, Fungi, Kickxellomycota, Kickxellomycetes, Kickxellales, Kickxellaceae.